CCCAACCAUCUUAACCACCAUGCCACUGGGGGACCCUGCUCUAGUAAUUAAUAUUUGUUGUGCAACUUAGUAUGUGACAGAUGAUUUGUAAGAACACCAUACCGACCUAUUAGAGAAUUAGGGAAAUGAGGUUAGAAGUUAUCUCCCGCAGGUUGGUUGAACAGCAUCUAAGAAAGUGAUGUAGGUAAACAGAUCACAGUCUCUCUGACUGCAUAACCUGCAUAGCCACUAAUAAGACUUCCAUGAACUGUAAAUAUCAAAGAAUAACAAAGUGCUUAGGACCUUGCAAAAAACAAAACAAGCAAACAAACAAAAACCAAGAGCUCAGUAAAUAUAGAAUAGAACUUGGGAGUAUAUAAAAGCAGAACAAAAUUAGCAAUUGACUCCUCAUCCAAAGAUACCUGCCACUGUGAAUAUUUUGGCAUGCUUGCUUCCAGUCUGUAUGAAAUAUAUUUCAAACAUAUCAAUAAGCACAGAAGAUAACAGACACACCUCUCCAUCAAGGCUUGCUUUUUGAGAUGUAAAACAUAGUAAAUUGGAUGGUUCUACUUUUAUUUUUUCCUAUGCAUUAUUUAUCUUUAGCUCACACCACAUCAUCUAAUAUCUUUGAAAAAUCCUACCUUGAGCAUUUACCCAACAUACCAAAUAUGCUGCACUUCUCAUGGCCACGUACUUUAUACUGCAUGGGUGGAACAUGAAGGCCCAAUCCCCUACUGUUGGGCAUUUAGGUUAUUUGCCAGCAAAAUCAUCACUACACAUACAUCCUUUAUCAAGCAUCUGAUCAUUUCCUUGGAACAAAUUCGUAUUGCAAAAAGGCCCAAGAUCAGACACUGUCAUUAAGCCUUCUCAUACUGUUUUGACAAGUACUUUUAAAGGAAGAAACCUUGAAAAUCUUUAACGUUUUAAUCCACUAUAACAGACAUACAGAAAAGUGUACAGAAGCAUACAGCUCACUGUCCUUUCACAACCUGAACACAGCCACCCAGAUCUGAACCAGAACAUUCCCCGCAGCCCCAAGGCCGCUCGCCCUAUCUUCGGUUCCAGGAGUGGGAUUUUCCCAUCGGAAGGCCUGCUAACCCGGCCACGUCUCGAGAACCUUAGCUUGCUAAUUCUCCGCUAAAACCUUGACCAAGGAAAGAGGAGCUAAGCUCUGUCUGCAGACGCCCUGCAGUCUGAAGUGCGGCUGGGCGAAGGACACAGCUGCGGUGCGGAGCCGGAGCCGGAGCCGGAGCCGAGCCCGGCACCGUAGUCGGAAAGCCACCCUAGCUCCCGGCGUGCAGCGCGGCGGUCCCGGCCUGCACCGCGGCGCGCGGAACCGGCGACUUAAGCGACGGACCGGGCGAGAGACAGUGGCGGCGCCGCAGCGUGAGGCUCUGUAUCCGUCUGCCGCCUGGGGAGGCGACGCGGGACGACAUGGAAGUGAAGGAUGCCAAUGCAGCACUGCUCAGUAAUUAUGAGACAUUAAAAUACAUAUCAAAAACACCAUGUAGGCACCAGAGUCCUGAGAUUGUCAGAGAAUUUCUUACAGCAAUGAAAAGCCACAAGUUGACCAAAGCAGAAAAGCUUCAGCUGCUAAAUCACAGGCCUAUGACUGCUGUUGAGAUCCAGCUGAUUGUGGAAGAGAGUGAAGAAAGGCUCACAGAGGAGCAAAUCGAAGCUCUUCUCCACACUGUCACAAGUAUUUUGCCUGCAGGGCCGGAGGCUGAGCAGAAACAAAAUACCAGUGAGGACGUGGCAAUGGAUGAAGAGGACCCAGCAUAGAAGGGUGCAGCUGGCCCAGGUUCAUGAAGUUAGAAGGCCAAGCAGCCAUUUCCUGGAUGUUCAGAGGAUUGUUUAUUUGAUAUUACCCUCUGUCCCCCCAGGCCUGAUUUCAUGGUUAGUUGGGUAAAUCACAAAAAUAAGCCUUUCUCAAAAGCUGAAAAGAAAUAUUUGUGCCUCAAGGAGAAGCAGCAUGGUGAAGACAGGCUGAGGUUGUCAGUGGGGAGGACAAGGACUGUGGACCCCUCUGUGGUAGAAAUAUUUCUCUGGCCUUUGCCACAGUUGUGGGGAGGUCUCUAUACACAGCUGGUAAAACAUUUGUGUAGCCUUUGAUGGGCUCUGUCAUAAUUAGUUUCAUCUGCUUCCCUAGGAACUUCCCAAGCAGAGACUUGGAGCUGUUGGGAUUGGAGCUCAAUUGCAAGAAGCUAGUUAGAUGGCUGCAGACUCCUGGAGCAGCGAAUAGUGGCUCUGGGUUAAAAUGAUCCACUGAACUUGGCUCUCCUUAGAGGAGUUUUCCUCGAGAACAGCAAAGAUAAGAAUGGAAUGGGCCUGGCAGACCUUCAGGUCUAAAGGCCCCUUUCCUCUGCUGGCAUAGACUUUGUUUACUGGCUCACUGUUUUAUCUUAGAUGUUAGGAAUCAGCUCAUUCCAACUGAAAAGAGGUACUCCAGCCUGAAUGACAGUGGCAAUAGUGCUGGCUGCCUUUCUGACAUCCCGUGUCCUGCCCUGAGACAGCACUCCUG
Messenger RNA from Tupaia belangeri chinensis (Chinese tree shrew), 2500 nucleotides. RefSeq names its product CGRP receptor component (gene CRCP). Gene Ontology annotation, biological process: transcription initiation at RNA polymerase III promoter. NCBI's taxonomy places the organism in Eukaryota, Metazoa, Chordata, Mammalia, Scandentia, Tupaiidae. The record is from RefSeq and is a predicted model, not a curated record. The transcript has 5 exons. Gene Ontology annotation, molecular function: nucleotide binding. Bases 1414 to 1761 code for a protein of 115 amino acids. Gene Ontology annotation, cellular component: RNA polymerase III complex.